CUGUGCCUUAAAAAACCCCCAAAUCUCUCACUCUUUUUCAGCACAAACGCGCGCACACACAGAGAAUUCAGCAAUGGCGAUUAGGGUUUCGAUUUGCUUUUUUCUGUUUGCUUUGACGAUCUUUGCUUCUUCGUCGUUUACUAGAAUCAGCGCUGAAGAAGCGGAAUCGAAGGAGUUUGUUCUCACCUUGGACCACACCAACUUCUCCGACAUUGUUAGCAAGCAAGACUUCAUCGUUGUUGAGUUCUACGCCCCAUGGUGUGGCCACUGUAAGAAGCUUGCUCCAGAGUAUGAGAAAGCUGCAUCUGUAUUGAGCAGUCAUGACCCUCCAAUUACUCUAGCAAAAGUUGAUGCCAAUGAAGAAGUAAACAAAGAGCUUGCAACCGAAUUUGAGGUUAAGGGUUUCCCCACAAUUAAAAUUUUGAGAAAUGGAGGAAAGCAUGCUCAAGAGUACAAAGGUCCGCGUGAUGCAGAUGGUAUUGUUGCUUAUUUGAAGAAACAGAGUGGCCCUGCAUCUGCUGAAAUAAAAUCUGUGGAAGAUGCUACCAGUCUUAUUGAUGACAAGAAGAUAUUCAUUGUUGGUGUAUUCCCAAAAUUUUCUGGGGAGGAGUUUGAGAAUUUCACAGCUCUUGCCGAAAAAUUGCGCUCUGAGUACGAGUUUGGUCAUACUUCAGAUGCCAAACUCCUUCCACGUGGGGAAUCAUCAGUGACUGGGCCCAUAGUUAGGCUGUUCAAGCCAUUUGAUGAACUUUUUGUUGAUUCCCAGGACUUCCAUGUGGAUGCUUUAGAGAAGUUUGUUGAAGAAUCCAGUUUGCCUGUUGUGACUGUCUUUAAUAGCGAUCCAAACAACCACCCCUUUGUUGUCAAAUUCUUUAACAGUCCUAACGCUAAGGCCAUGUUGUUCUUGAACUUCAGCAAUGAAGUUGCUGAUCCCUUUCAAUCAAAGUAUCGCGAAGUUGCUGAGCAAUUUAAAGGAGAAGGAAUAAGCUUUCUGAUUGGAGAUCUGGAUGCUAGUCAAGGUGCCUUCCAGUAUUUUGGACUUAGCGAAGAUCAAGUGCCUCUAAUCAUCAUCCAGAAGGAUAAUGGACAGAAAUAUUUGAAACCAAACUUGGAGCCGGAUCAUAUUGCACCUUGGGUGAAAGCAUACAAGGAUGGUGAAGUCCCGGCAUAUAAAAAGUCUGAGCCUAUUCCUGAAUCUAACAAUGAGCCUGUGAAAGUGGUUGUUGCUGAUACCCUACAAGACAUAGUUUUCAACUCUGGAAAGAAUGUCCUCAUAGAGUUUUAUGCUCCUUGGUGUGGGCACUGCAAAAAGUUGGCUCCAAUCUUGGAUGAAGUUGCUGUCUCAUAUGAAAAUGAUGCUGCUGUUGUUAUUGCAAAGCUUGAUGCAACCGCAAAUGAUAUCCCAAGUGAUACCUUUGAUGUCAAAGGUUACCCAACUUUGUACUUCAAGUCUGCAAAUGGAGACCUGUUGCAGUAUGAUGGUGAUAGGACCAAGGAAGGCAUCAUAGAAUACAUUGAAAAGAAUCGGGAUAAAACUACCUCACAAGACAAAACUACCUCAGAAGACAAAACCAGGUCACAAGACGCAUCAAAAGAUGAGCUCUAAAGAAGGACAGCCUAUUAGAGUCAAGAGGAUAGAGACAUACACAGUCGCACAUGUAUCGUGUAUAAUGGCUCUAUACAAAAAUGGUUGCAUGAUUCCAAUGCUUGAUCUCCCCUCCCUGCUAGUUACUCUUCUUCUUAUGACUCUAAAAUUCUGUUUCUAUGAAUAAAAUGGGAGUAAUCUUUAGUAGUCUGUAGCUUGUAGUAGCCUUUGGGAGCAUAGUUUACAGUGUAACAGUUUUGUGGCUGUAGAAACACCUUUUAUCAAAGUUAUAAAUUAAGCGGGAACAGUUUAAUUUCA
Molecule: messenger RNA, 1903 nt
Organism: Quercus robur (English oak)
Lineage: Eukaryota; Viridiplantae; Streptophyta; Magnoliopsida; Fagales; Fagaceae
Product: protein disulfide-isomerase-like
Exons: 11
Coding region: 74-1606 (510 amino acids)
Biological process (GO): response to endoplasmic reticulum stress; protein folding
Cellular component (GO): endoplasmic reticulum
Molecular function (GO): protein disulfide isomerase activity
Source: RefSeq, a predicted model, not a curated record